GGGGGCACCUUUCGUCAAACGGGCGAUACAUGCGGAACGACAACGGGCUGCGUUUGAAAGCUAGCCGCUAGCGGCCUCUUGGUGUGUCCUCGCUUUCUACCCGUGCGGUAAAGAUAGCCGGAAUGAUGAUGGAGGGGACUUGGAGAGAGGCAAGGAGAUCGCGUUCGGAGAUUACCCGCUCUCUCUCCGCCAAGAAAGGAGUCUGCGCCUCCGGCGUCUUUUCAGGGAGUUGGACAAAAAUAUGGGCUUGGAGAUUCCUGAAUACAGUGAAGCGGACAACUGUAUCGCAAGUUAGGCGAUUGCUUUGGAACGUUCCUAUAGAAGUGCAGCAGAGAAGACGACCGCAACACCUGUUCACCGGCAGCGUCCCUGUUCACUGGCAGUGCAAAAGAAGAAGACUGAACCAGAGUGUUAGCAGAUCGUCGAGGGAGAUGGAGGGCAGCAGCUUCCUCACUUGCGUGGGGGCUAGCGUCGCGUCGGCGUUCUUCGCUUCCCUAGAGCGAUGCUCUUGCAUCAACCUGAGCACCACCGAUGCCGAGGAUGAGGAGGAAGCCAACGAUCGCCCACUGAUGCUUACCAAGCCAAUCGUCCACGACUUCUCUGAGAACUUGCCAGAGGAAAAGCCGGCCCACGUCUGCGUCAAUGUUGGACCCUCCUGAGCAGCCUUCUUGCUCUCUGUGCCGUCGAAGAUUUAGGUUCCUAAUGUUCGGUGGAUGCUGUUUGCACCUAUCAGAGUUCAGAUUCAUUGUUAAAGUUGGAGUGAAAGCACUUGAUCUAUUGGUGGUUGCUGGUCUUGUUUGACAGGCUAUUUUGUCGCGUUUUGACAUUAGGAAUGAACAGCAGAAGACCACUAUAUAUGUUCUGUUUGUUCCAGUUAGUUUCAUUUUCAUGCUUAUACAUGUUUUUUUCUGCCUACCUCCUGACAGAUGGAGUCAAAUAAAUGAAAGGAAUCACUUUGUAAUAACGUUGUCUUCAUCAUCCAAACAUUCUUAUGAUAUUCAACAUUGAGCAUUUAAAGAUCAUCUAAACUUGUCUUUUUUA
Messenger RNA from Nymphaea colorata (pocket water lily), 1041 nucleotides. RefSeq lists its product as uncharacterized. The coding region runs from base 123 to 659 and encodes 178 amino acids. The transcript has 5 exons. Lineage: Eukaryota; Viridiplantae; Streptophyta; Magnoliopsida; Nymphaeales; Nymphaeaceae. The record is from RefSeq and is a predicted model, not a curated record.